AUGGAAGGCCAAAGUCGGCCGAAAGACUGCCAACGAAACGCUGCGGCCAACGCUUUCCUCGCCAUUUCAGCAAUCACCCUCGCGAUUGUCGGAGUCGUGGUACCGCUGAGAAUUUGGGUACGAGUAAAGCUUGUCAAGAACUUCUGGUGGGAUGAUGCUUGCAUCCUGAUAUCUUUCCGAACAAAGGCCAUUGUGAUUCCAACGUUUGCCUGCCUCUACGAGACCGUCCGCCUCGGCAUCGGAAAGCAUUUCCUCUGCGUGGAUCCUGCAGACUCCGUCCUCCUGGGCAAAUUCCAGUAUAUCGCCGAGUUUCUCGAGAUCUACUCUGUGAUUUUCGCGCGACUGUCGGCUGCGCUGUUUGUUAUUCGUCUGUUUGCCAUUACGUCCAGACUCAAGACAUUUCUUUAUGGGUAUGCGGUGUUUAUGACCAUUUCGCUUGCGAUCACGGGCGUGCUGGUGCUUGUGCAAUGUACGCCGACGGCGGCGCUGUGGGAUGUGACGAUUAAGGGCCACUGUUGGUCUGCAGAGGCUAGAUCGUUUGUGAACAACUUCAACGGGGCUAUCUCGAUUCUCAGCGACUUCCUUCUGGCCGGAUUGCCAGUGUACUUCCUAUGGACUGUGCAGAUGAACACACGACUGAAGAUUGCCGUCUGCUCGUUGAUGGGUGUUAGUAUCAUCCCUGGCAUCUGUGCCACUGCGAGAACGGCGCUUGCAUACACGCAAACCUCGUCGGAUCCAAUCUACAGCUUUGCAAUCCUGAUCGUCUUUGGAAGUCUCGAAACCACAAUGGCAGUUAUCUGCGCAACCAUCCCAGCCCUAUCCCCGCUCUUCUCGCAGGAGCGUCGCCAGCGAUUCAACCGGCCCAGACGAUACAACGACUACCAAUACGCCGACUCUUCCAGCGCCAGAAACACGCUCAAGCCAAAUUCGAGGGCUGGUGAUGGACCAGACACGGUAGAUACCACGCCCCUUGUGCCGCUUGCCAAUGGUAACAAUAACAAGGCGAUUUCCAAGACAGUCGAAAUCAGCGUGACGCGAUAG
Talaromyces rugulosus is the source of this 1041-nucleotide messenger RNA. RefSeq lists its product as uncharacterized. The record is from RefSeq and is a predicted model, not a curated record. Lineage: Eukaryota; Fungi; Ascomycota; Eurotiomycetes; Eurotiales; Trichocomaceae. Bases 1 to 1041 code for a protein of 346 amino acids. The transcript has 6 exons.